UGUGACACUUAUAAGCAUUGUUUCCGGUAGAAAAGAUGUCAGUCACUCCACCUACCAUAAUAUAUCCAUAAUAAAGUCCAGUCUGGAUACUAAAGUGCUAUAGUUCUACCAGUAGGAUGAAGGAUUUAGUAGUUUCCUUGUUUUCGCUAUUGACAGUAUCUGUCUUUUGGAAUUCCUGUAAAGGGCAGUCAAUGGCAGAAUUAAGGAAAGCCAAUAUAACUGGUGUCAGACCUACAGAUAUAAACAGUCCAGAAGCUCAAACAGGACUAAGCAUGGACCAAAUCAUCGUUAGAGCAAUGGGCGGUAUUGAAGUUGCAGCACAAAGUAUGGUAUCCCCAGGAGGAAUGAUCUUGGCGGAACUUGACAUGCUGUUGACAGAGGAACAAUUUAGUACCUUAUACGAGCCACCAGAAUAUGGUGACCUACGUGAGAUGCCUUUCUUUGAACAUAGAAGAAAGAGAAGGAAAGCCGUAAGACAAUUAGACCUGAGGUGGGCGGAUGGCGUUAUGCCUUAUUAUUUUGCUGAUGGUCAUUUUUCUGACAAAGAAAAAUACCUAAUUAAAGUGGCAAUGCGUGAAUGGGAGAAAUACUCUUGUGUUAAGUUUAGGGAGAAAACCCGUAGCGACAGGAACUAUGUUAGAUUUCAGAAUGGAAUGGGAUGUAAUUCUCAGCUUGGAAUGGUUGGUGGAAUGCAAGUUCUCAAUCUUGACGUUAAUGGUUGCAGAUGGAAAGGACUAUAUCUGCAUGAAAUUGGACAUGCGUUAGGUCUUGUUCACGAGCACCAGCUUCCAAACAGAGAUGAAUUUAUAGAAAUUAUGUACUCCAAUGUCGAACCGAGCAUGCGUAUAUGGUUCAAUAAAUAUUCAGGACAAGAAGUCAACCAAUAUGAUGUCACUUAUGAAUAUUCUUCAGUUAUGCAUUAUGGAAUUACGGCUUUUUCCAGUGACGGCAAAUCCCAGACCAUCAGAGCUAAGGACAAGUCUAAAGAGGAGACAAUCGGAAAGGUUUGGCGUAAAGAAUUGUCCUUCAGUGAUGUCAAGGCGGUCAACAGAUUAUACAGAUGUGGUGAAAGAUGUCCUUCCAACAUUCGUUGUCGUGAUGGAGGUUUUGUUGACCAGAACUGUAGAUGUAUUUGUCCUGACGGAUCACAGAACUGCCAGGAAGGCCAACCUGCCACCGGAACUGAUGCUGACCAAGACGAUACUUGUACAAAUAUGUAUGACGAAUGGGCCUGUAAUGUUUGGGCAUCACAAGGUGAAUGUAAAGCAAACAAGAAGUUCAUGCUGACCUCCUGCAGGAAAGCUUGUAAACUGUGUGGCGACGAUGCCGAAAGCGACGAGGGAGACCAUGUGAUGACAUGGGCGUGGAUGUGGCUAGGGACAUUUGCAAACUUAUUUCCAAGGAACUGGUCAAUAGCUGAAUGCACAGACAAGUUUCCUCCUGCAAAAUGUCAAAAAUGGGAGAGUCUUGGAGACUGUGUAACAAGUGAGGAAUGGAUGACUGAAAAUUGUAGAAAAACCUGCAAUAUGUGUAGUAAAAGGCAAGCAGAAUUUGAUGCGACUACAAACUGUAGAAAUUUAUACGAAAACAGUGAGAAAUGUGACGGUUGGGCGAAAAAGGGAGAAUGUGGAAUAAACCCGUUUUGGAUGACUGAGAAUUGUAGAAAAUCUUGUCGACUCUGUCACAAACUGACGACAGAGCAGCCACCACAAAAAGAUGACGCCGGAGAUAAUAAUGAUGAGGAAGACACAGAAGAAGAAGAGGAAGAUAGAAGUGGUAGAACAGCCAGAAGCUGCCGUGAUCUACAUGAUACAAGAAAAUGUAAAAAAUGGGCGGACCAAAACGAAUGUACUGUCAACCCCGAUUGGAUGAUUCCUAACUGUAGAAAAUCAUGUGAUAGAUGUGUUGGAGGUACCUGUAGGAAUUAUCACGAUGAUACAGAAUGUGACAGGUGGUCAAGUAGAGCUGAAUGUAUAAAGAAUCCAUCUUGGAUGAGGAGAAAUUGUGCAAAAGCUUGUCAUUCAUGUAACGAGCAGGACAUGGAUGUGUUUGAUGACGAUAAAGAGCGAGACGAAGAUGAAGAGGAGGACGAUGGCGAUACUACUGAUACACAAAACGAUCGUGACACAAAUGUUGGAAGACGACGAGAUAAUCAAGAUGACAAAAACACCGUUACUAGUACUGUUGAUGCUGAUGAUGCUGAAUGUACUGAUGAACGUCAGGAAUGUGAAGCCUGGGCAAGACAUGAACAUUGUGACAUAAACCCAGACUAUAUGCUCAAAUCAUGUCAAAAGGCUUGUGGGGUUUGUCAGAAUACCAGAGAAGAUACGAAUGGCGGACGGACAACGACGGUUGCUGGUAGAGAUGACAGGAGCCAUACUGAUGACGACAGAGUGGUCAAUGAUGGCGGUACAAGAGACCGUAAUACAAACACAAAUACUUGUGAAGAUGACAACCAGGACUGCGACAGUUGGAAAAGAAGUGGAGCUUGUGAUAGUAAUCCUAGCUAUGCUUUACGUCAUUGUAAAAAAUCUUGUAAUAAUUGUAAAGAUGGUUGUCGUGAUGAGCACACCCUUUGUCCUAUAUGGGGAAGAGGUAAAAGUUGUACCUCAAAUCCGGGAUAUAUGCUUCGAUUUUGUCAAAAAACCUGCAAAGUAUGUCAGUGAUAAACACGAUUCAUUUCACAGUCUUGUCAUAAAUGUAUAAUUGUAAAGGAUGUAACAUAUGGGUUUUCACCUAUACUUUUAAUAAUCUGUAAAAUUGACUUUCAAUAAGGAAUAUAUAAUUUGAUAAUCCUGGGUCGCCGACUACUGUUCAUUCAUUUGGCGAGUAAUGCUAGUUGGCAUUACAUUCUGGUGUUUUUUCGACACAGUAAGUAAGUAAAUGAAGAUUUCAUAGUAAAUUAACGUCUUCUACAUUGAAAAUGUAAUAAUCGUUUAUAUUUUGUUAUAUUUUGUUAUAUUGAUGUAAUAUUAAUUACUAGUAAGAAUUCUAUGUAAUGGUUAGUUAAAAUAUUGUUGUUAGUGAUGAAUAAAGACUCCGUGUAUGUCCAGCAAACAAAAUCAAUAAAUUUAUUUACAAAUUUG
This is a messenger RNA of Mytilus trossulus (common blue mussel), 3086 nucleotides long. RefSeq lists its product as uncharacterized. Gene Ontology annotation, biological process: proteolysis. NCBI's taxonomy places the organism in Eukaryota, Metazoa, Mollusca, Bivalvia, Mytilida, Mytilidae. The transcript has 18 exons. Gene Ontology annotation, molecular function: zinc ion binding; metalloendopeptidase activity. The record is from RefSeq and is a predicted model, not a curated record. The coding region runs from base 117 to 2666 and encodes 849 amino acids.